GCUUUUCCCUCCCUCACUACUCUGUCUUUCUUUCUUCCUCAGACAAUCAGAAAAAGAUAAUGCAUCAGCUUCCAUUUCGGAGAUCGUGAAAAUCGAGAUUGGUGGAUUCUGUUCUAAGUUCUUAAGAGAAGAAAAGAGAAUGCUGGAAGGUGAUGCUGAUAACUCAAAGGUCAUCAAUGGAGGAGGAUUCUCUCAGCUACAGAGCUGCUUCGGAGAUUGCAGCAGCGAGGAGGAACUAACGGUGCUUCCACGUCAUACGAAAGUGGUCGUCACCGGAAACAACCGUACGAAAUCAGUUCUCGUCGGUCUUCAAGGAGUCGUUAAGAAAGCCGUCGGACUCGGUGGCUGGCAUUGGCUGGUUUUGACAAAUGGAAUCGAAGUGAAGUUGCAGAGGAAUGCACUUAGUGUCAUUGAAGCUCCUACAGGGAACGAAGAAGACGAUGAUAUUGAAGUCGAGCAUAUACAAUGGAAUAAUCCCUCUCAUAUGAUAUCUGAUGACAGUCUAAAGACUCAUAAGGCGAAGCAAAGAGGAUACAGAUCAGCACGGUUAUCACAAAAGACAAUGUGCAGGGCCUUAUCUUGUGACUCACACUCAAAAAGGCAGAGUAUUACUCCUCGUGCUAACAUGAAGGUUGAUCUUAGCAAAUUGGAUAUGCCUGCGUUACAGAGAUAUAUACAACAUUUUAACCUCGUGGAUGCACUUCCUAAUCCAUCAAAGGAGCAACUACUUGACAUUGUUCAAAGACACUUCAUGGCUCAGGAAAUGGAUGAGCUUCAGGUUAUUGUGGGAUUCGUUCAAGCUGCAAAAGGAAUGAAGAAGGCUUGCAGGUGGAAAUCAAAAGAACAUAGAAACACUGAUCUUAACAAGCUCCUAGAUAGGCUAACAAACCCCACCUCCUUUGGACCUUAUCCAAUCUGAGUUUUAACCAUUCCAUGGCUUAAACGUUGAGUAUAGUAGUAAGUUAAAGCUGUCUCAUGUGUUAAUAGUAGAUGUUGUUAUUGCUCAUUCAUGUAAGUAUAUCAAAAGCAGCAAUGACCUAAAAACAAAAGAAGCCCUCUAAUCUUUAAUCAAAGCAUCCAUCUUUAUUUGUCCAU
This is a messenger RNA of Brassica oleracea var. oleracea, 1095 nucleotides long. RefSeq lists its product as uncharacterized. Gene Ontology annotation, cellular component: histone deacetylase complex. Gene Ontology annotation, biological process: regulation of DNA-templated transcription. The record is from RefSeq and is a predicted model, not a curated record. Lineage: Eukaryota; Viridiplantae; Streptophyta; Magnoliopsida; Brassicales; Brassicaceae. Gene Ontology annotation, molecular function: transcription coregulator activity; protein binding.